AUGUCCGAAGAGACGAGAUGGUGUUACGUCUGCCGACGAGACAAGCCUAUCCUUGAGUUCCAGGCGCAUGGAGUCAUAGGGAAGGAGUUCUACAAAUUGUGUGAGCCGUGUCGCACAAAAUCUCGAAAUGCUCACAGAGAGAGGAGACAUCGAAAAUGGCAAACAUCACGAAACUCCGAUACCGAAGACCAGAGGCACCGAGGCCAGCCAUAUUAUCUCCAUGAGCCCGUAAACCAAACCAACAUCAACAUCAGCAACGGGGGCUCAAGAAUCAUCCCUACUACUAAUGGCGGCACAGCUAACGCUAUGCCUGAGCCAUCGACCUGCUUACAAGCAGACCCCAACAACCAUACCUGGUUCACAAUUGCGCCUCCUGUCGUGGAAAACUCCGUUCAAGGCACAACAACGAAAACCGUCAUCACCAUUUCGACCACCACCACCAAAAGUACCACCGACCCACUGAGGAACUCAGAGAAUCACACGAAGACCGAGGAGGGUGAGACAGAACAAACCGAAGGCGAAGAUCUCGAAUUAUCUCCAAGCGAAUUCUCUUCCGAGCAGCCAAGUGAUACGGAACCGGAUAUCAAGCAGCGCCCGGAAUUGUUUGGCUGUCUGCAUUGCGAAAAGCUUCGACCAUGGCCGAUGGCAGCGCUGCACAUCUGUAUGAUGUGUAUUCGAGACUGGAAGUGGUGUGCGAAGGGCUCACACAAUCGGGCCAAGGCAAAUUUCCUGUGGAAUGGGGAGGAGCAUGAUGAGUGUUAUAUGUGUUAUUUCACUGGGGAGUGA
Molecule: messenger RNA, 786 nt
Organism: Penicillium paradoxum
Lineage: Eukaryota; Fungi; Ascomycota; Eurotiomycetes; Eurotiales; Aspergillaceae
Exons: 2
Coding region: 1-786 (261 amino acids)
Source: RefSeq, a predicted model, not a curated record